AUGCCGCUCACUUCCCAUGACGGAGUAGUCCCGCAGCAUCAUAUCGGGCCUGCUCCGGCCGAGGAUCUCAAGUAUCGUUGUUUGGCCGUCCGCGGCGAGCAGCGUCCAGUUGCCCCCAUCGCUCCCACUGCCAGGCAUGCGGGCGACGCCAGUGUAGUUCGUGUAGUCCAACGGCAUGUGGCCACGCGCGACCGAUGGCAGCAUCGCGUCGGCGGGCGUGCUGUCGAAGGGGAACGGCAUCAGCACCAUCUCGUUCAGCGGGCCGCCACUCUGCAUAUUCGGCUGGUCUAUGACAAACGACAUCCCCGCAUCGUUGUCGUCGUCGCCGUCGUCUUCCUCGUCCUCGUCCUCGUCCUCAUCAUCCUCAUCCUCAUCCUCAUCCUCCUCCUCCUCAGCACCCUCGUCGUCGUCGUCGUCGUCGUGUUCCAUGUCUGUUAUGACGAGUUCCGCGCCCUCCGCACCGCCGCCGUAGCCCACGAUGCGGCCGAUGCCAAAGGUAUUCGUGCCGCUGAUGAUGUGUGCGACGCGCUGGGCGUGUUCGUCGUCCUCGCCGUCGUUAUUCUCGACAGUUUCAUCAUCAUCAUGUGUGUGGCCAACUUCACCAUCGCCCAUGUCGUCGUCUUCUGCGUCUGCGUCCUCGUCUUCGUCUUCCUCUUCUUCGUCAUCAUCAUCGUCAUCGUCGUCGUCGUCAUCGUCAUCGUCGUCGUCAUCGUCAUCAUCAUCAUCGAUGUCGUUCAUAUCCUGCGGGCCUGUGUGGAUGUGCACCGCGAUAGGCAACAUUUCGCCGAGGGCCAACUCGAGGCCCCCCUCGUCGUCAUGACGGAGGCGGUGGAAGUCGUCACUCUCCGAGUCGCGGCCGCUGCGGAACAGCGCAACGGCAUCGUUGGGCCGCAGUAG
Trypanosoma grayi is the source of this 897-nucleotide messenger RNA. RefSeq lists its product as hypothetical. The transcript has a single exon. NCBI's taxonomy places the organism in Eukaryota, Euglenozoa, Kinetoplastea, Trypanosomatida, Trypanosomatidae. The record is from RefSeq and is a predicted model, not a curated record. Bases 1 to 897 code for a protein of 298 amino acids.